This is a messenger RNA of Vollenhovia emeryi, 3943 nucleotides long. It is a transcript of the gene Gp150, whose product is annotated as toll-like receptor 3. The transcript has 9 exons. NCBI's taxonomy places the organism in Eukaryota, Metazoa, Arthropoda, Insecta, Hymenoptera, Formicidae. Bases 263 to 2908 code for a protein of 881 amino acids. The record is from RefSeq and is a predicted model, not a curated record. Gene Ontology annotation, molecular function: protein binding.
GCAGUAACAUUGUACAGUAACACGAACAGCGUUGCACCGAAAGCAAGCUCAUUCGUUAAAAUCCUCGACAUCGCGAACGGAGCUAGUGUUUGAAUUGUCGCUCGAGUUCGCGUGACACGAUUACUUCUGAAUAUCGUCGGGAUGUAUUCUUGCACGGAAAUUUAACAGUUUCUGUUAAAAGCGUUAUUUAAGCGGAAGUUAAAAGUUUCCCGUAAGCCUAAACAUUUUUUGAAAUAAAUUACAUUCUGGAAUAAGCCAUAAUAUGGAGAACUCAGCAGCUUGGCUGCUGACCAUCUUCGUGGCGGUCGCUGCCGUUAUAAUCAACGCAUCGCCUACUCCGACAUCACCUACUACGGUUCGUACGAGCGAGGCGGAUGCAAUGACUGGCGAAAUCGUGGAAACGACGCCGAAGAACAAUUUUAUAGAUUACGCUAGACCCUUCACGAAUAUGAAGGACAUACUGAUGCACGAGAUCCAGACUCUAGACAAAGACGCUCUAGACAAAGACGAUGCUAAGAUCCAAGAAGAGGUGGCGAAGACUUUGAAGGCCGAAGCGCAGAGGGACAGUAUAAACUUACGAACGAAGACGACUCCCAAGCCGAGUAAGACGAUUGUAAAACUAAAUUCGAUUCUGGAUCAAGGUGAGGAAUUGAAGAAACUCGAGCCUAUGGGCUACGAGGACGACAAUAGCUACGAGGAUACCGACGACGAUCUCAGCGACGAGGAGUACGAGGAUGAGGAUUCGCGGGUGGACGAUAAUGAAGAAAUCAUGACGGAGUGCCCUGAUUACUGCAAAUGCGUCGGGCAAUACGCGUCUGCAACAACUGCAACGUGCACGAAACUGACGAACGAUCAGUCCUUUGGAUCGAUCGCUCAUUUGCGCAUCGAGAACGCCGGCGAGAUACAAUUGGGCCCGAACGCCCUGCGGGCCCGCGGUCUUCAGCAAUUAGAGUCCAUCACCAUCGUCGACACACGCAUAGUCGAGCUAGAUCGCACAGCCUUCAAUGGUAUCUCGUACCUGUUUGCCGUCAACUUGACACGCAACGGCCUGCAGGACAUCCAUCCGAACACUUUCCAAAACAACACGCAACUCAGCCUGCUCACGAUCGCCGAUAAUCCGCUUAAGCACAUGCACGACUCGAGACCGACGAAGCACUAUCUGCUGCACGCACCCUCGGUCACCGAUUUCGACUUCUCGAACAACGGAAUAUCGCGGUUGAAACGCACCGCCUUCUCCAAGAUGCACAGUCUCAAUUUCAUCAAUCUACGCGGCAACCGGCUAAGAGAAAUCGACAGCACGAUCUUCGACACCCUGGACCAGCUCUUGGAAGUGGACCUAUCGGAUAAUAUCCUAAAUGAAAUCCCCAUCGAUCUGUUUGUUGACAAAGAUGUGCAAAUUCUUCGUGUCGCUGGAAAUAAUCUAUCGACACUUGCCACCAUAAGUUCCUCGAAACUGACGACGCUUGACGCCUCUAGAAAUAAGAUCAAGGCAAUCGGCAAAGAGGAUCUGGAAGGCGUACCAUUAUUGGACCAAUUAUAUGUUAAAACGAAUAAUUUGAAGAGAAUUCACCAGCACGCUUUCAGCAAGCUCGAUCAAUUACAAUAUCUAGAUAUCAGCGAUAACAGGCUCUCCUUGUUAACUGAGCACCAUUUCAAGUUGAAUCCAAGACUGCAGAUUCUGCUGAUGAACGACAACCCCGGUUUGCAAGAACUGCCAGUUUUUAAAACUUACGGCCUGGAACAUAAUACAUUCAGCAUUAUCCGUUUCGAGUGCGCGAACUGCGGCUUGGACAGCAUCAAGCUAGGCACGUUCGACGAAAUGCCAGCGUUGACUCGGCUGAAACUUGCAAAUAAUCGGUUGGCCGACCUGCCCGACGGACUUCUGGACAAUCUUUCGUCUCUUCGAGAAUUGGAUCUGUCCAACAACUUCAUCUCUACCCUCCAACCCAACAUGUUCCGCGGUGCCGUCUCUUUGAAUAAGCUAAUUCUCUCCCGCAAUCCCUUGAGAACACUGCAAGUGACGCCGUUCCUGAGCAUCCCGGGACUCUUCAAGCUGGACGUGAGCCGGUGCAAUCUUGAACGGGUCUGGAGCGAAGCUAGAGUACCGUUGAAGAGCCUUCGGUUCUUGUCGGUUCGCGGUAAUCUUCUACGGCGAAUCACCGUCGAGGAACUUAAGGCCAUGCCGCAUCUCACCAGUCUGGAUUUAACGCACAAUCCCCUGGAUUGUGACUCCGACUUCAGCGAAGCCUUGCAAUGGCUCAACGAUCACGGCGUUGCACCGACAGAAGUACUUGAGCUCGUCAGUGACAAGUUUGAUAUUGAAGAUAAUGAUAAGAUGGAUAUUAGUCAGUGGACAGACUUGGCGAGGAUAGUCUGCGAUGGAAUCGAGGAUGGUCCACCGGGAAGAUCGCUUCCUGGCAAGGGCACACACCGGAAAGAUAUUCUCCUAGAUGUCGAUGUUGUUGAAGACUCCGAUCCUCUAUUGAAAAACGAGCUCGAUAACGAUGAGAAGCUGAAUAUCGAUCACGGCAUGCAGCAUGUCGACGAGCCGCGGCUCAUGGGGGAUCAGGAAUACGACGAGGACUUUGCGGUCACCACGGAAUAUCACACUUGGUACAACUUGAGACCCGGCUUCAAAGUCUGGCUGGUUUCCGGUACCGUUCUGUCUGUUCUGGUGGUCUUCCUGUUGGUAGCGCGCAUCGCCUGCUGCUUGGCGAACAAACGAGGACGGGGUCCUGUGAUCAGGCCACCCCUGAUCCUCCGUCAGGGUCUGGUCGACAACAAGAACUGCGGUUUGGUGUACAAACCCCUGCAGGAGGAAAUAGCCACGCCUCACAUGCCGAAGCGAGGUAGCUUCUACUCGAGCAGCACCUUCCACUACGACAAAAUCGUACCAGAGAGGGUAUAAGAGAACUUGUUUCUUGAUGAAUUGAGUGGCCGGGGCGACCGACCGACGUGAUUGGUCGUGAACGGGCUGUCGAAGAUCAUUUUGCGCCGUUCUCGCGAAUUAAGAAAAGUUCUUCAGACUGUUAUUGGGUCAACGACGAAGCCGAUGAGGAUAAUUAGACAGAACUCCUUCGACCAAUCUAACCAUAUGCCUCAAUCAUGCCUCGACAUAUGAUUUUUUGUUGGCAAAUUGUUGUACAUCGUUUUUAUUAAAGGAGUGUAACUAUGAGCAUUUAAUUCGACUACCUAGAAACGUAUACGACUGAUCGAAACGCAUGUUUCUUCUAGGCUUUGUCAUGUUCUCCAAGUUUCUACAAAACACGUGAUUAAAAAUCGUUGAUAAUUACUAUUAACUCGAAGAUGCCUGAUAGAAGUAAAUAACGAAUAGUCUUACAACGUCUUAGAUAUAUAAACGCAGUACUGUGUUGCAACCAUACAUAAUCGAGUAUUUUUUUGUAAGGAAUAUUGAAAAAUUAUAUUAUUUUUUACAAAAAGUAAAGUUACAUAAAAAUUAUAACAAUGUACUUAUUAUUUGUAAGUCCAAAGCUUUGUAAUAGCUCUAUUCGGUUAAGCAGCCAGUUUUUGAAGCGAGUAAUUGAAGGAAAAGUAGUACUGCUUGGAAGCGUAUUUAAUCAUCAAAUGCUGCAUGUAUAAUCAUUUUACAUGAUGUAACUUAAUAAUAAUAAUACUGCGGAAAUUGGGCAAAAGUAUGUUUAUUGAUGGACGAAUGAGAGAAUUAUAUGUGACAAAUAUUAAAUUUUAUAUGAAACGGAACGAGAGAGUUCACUGUAGGAUGCCCAGUCAUAGUAAUAUAUGCCAACAGUAUCAUAAAACAAUCUUUAACUAUAGUGACAAUAUUCUCAUUCAGCGAGAAGUCGAAAACUUACGUCCAAACUAACAUUUUGUACGUACGUUGCGCCGCUGCACAUGCACGAGCUCUAUUAUGCUAUUAUAUAAAUAAAUAAAUAAAAUAUAUAUAUGUGCUGUAAAUAAUAAA